Molecule: messenger RNA, 168 nt
Organism: Caenorhabditis briggsae
Lineage: Eukaryota; Metazoa; Nematoda; Chromadorea; Rhabditida; Rhabditidae
Exons: 2
Coding region: 1-168 (55 amino acids)
Source: RefSeq, a predicted model, not a curated record
AUGGACUAUGGAAAUAAAGAGCUUAUCGAGAAAACAAAUUGGUCUGCGAAUAAGAUCGGCAACUGGUUUGUUCAACGACGACUUUGGAAUGGACCGCUCAAGGAAACCGUAACAGAGCCGAUUCUAGAGAACUUGUUCCAGAAACAUCAAUUUCUAGGAAGACAAUAA